Molecule: messenger RNA, 1911 nt
Organism: Diospyros lotus (date-plum)
Lineage: Eukaryota; Viridiplantae; Streptophyta; Magnoliopsida; Ericales; Ebenaceae
Product: dicarboxylate transporter 2.1, chloroplastic-like
Exons: 4
Coding region: 215-1696 (493 amino acids)
Biological process (GO): transmembrane transport
Cellular component (GO): membrane
Molecular function (GO): transmembrane transporter activity
Source: RefSeq, a predicted model, not a curated record
CCGUAUUAAUUCCUGCGGACUCUCCGUUGUCCGACGUCUCCCGCGGCUUAAAAACUUACCAAGUUCCGAUAAAAAGCACAACCAUGACGACCUUACCGUUAGCAGUUAGCCCCACUCACUCCUCCACCACCGCCACCUCCGUCACGGCCACCACCGCACUACAAAAACUCUUCAAGCCGCUCGUCUUCUCCUCGUUAUCCUUAUCACAUCCACAAUGUCCACUCCUCCCCCGACAACAAUCCCUACCUCUUCCCCUCGCCAGCCCUGCCGCCGCUGGCACGGCGCCAAGCCCGUCCCUCUCGCCGUCUCCCUCGUCGUCGGCCUCAUCUUCCGCUUCGCCGUCCCGAAGCCCGCCCACCUCUCCAAGCAAGCCUGGCAGCUCCUGGCCAUCUUCCUCGCCACCAUCACCGGCCUCAUUCUCGGCCCCCUACCGGUCGGCGCGUGGGCGUUUGUCUGCCUCAUGCUCUCCGUUCUCACCAAGACCCUAACUCUAUCCGCCGCCUUCGCCGCCUUCACCAACGACGUGAUUUGGCUGAUCGUCGUGUCGUUCUUCUUCUCCCGCGGCUUGGUCAAGACGGGGCUCGGCGACAGGGUUGCGCUCUACUUUGUGAAGCUGCUCGGGAAGAGCACCCUGGGCUUGGCUUAUGGGCUGGCGUUGUGCGAACUGCUUAUUUCGCCGGCUGUUCCCAGCACCACCGCCCGAGCCGGCGGCAUUUUCUUGCCGAUUAUCAAGUCGCUGUCGUUAGCAGCCGAUAGCCGCCCCAGCCACGACUCGGCCAAGAAGCUCGGCGCUUUCCUUAUCCAGUCCCAACUUCAGUGCAGCUGUAAUUCAAGUGCUCUUUUCCUCACUGCUGCAGCUCAAAACCUGCUCUGUGUCAAAUUAGCUCAGAGUCUGGGGGUUAAAAUUGCAAAUCCAUGGGUUACUUGGUUCAAAGCUUCAUGUUUACCUGCACUAAUCUCUCUUUCGGUAAUACCAGUUAUCCUAUUCAAGCUGUAUCCCCCUGAGAUUAAGGAGACACCAGAUGCUCCUGCCAUGGCCUCACAGAAACUGGCGCAGAUGGGUCCUGUCUCGAAGGUCGAGUGGGCUAUGGUCGCUACCAUGCUUGUUACAGUUGCAUUGUGGAUUUCUGGAAAGGCUCUUGGUAUAGCAAGUGUUGUUUCUGCAAUGCUGGGAUUGUCAGUACUUCUUUUGUUGGGAGUGCUUCACUGGGAUGAUUGCUUGAGUGAAAAGACAGCGUGGGAUACAUUGGUUUGGUUUGCGGUCCUAAUUGGCAUGGCAGGACAACUGACAGCCCUCGGUGUUGUGCCUUGGAUAUCCGAUGGUGUGGCAAAAUUCCUUAAAUCUCUCUCGGUGGGUUGGCCAGCUGCUCUUUUUAUCCUUCAGGCUGCAUAUUUCUUCAUUCACUAUCUAUUUGCAAGUCAAACUGCCCAUGUCGGUGCUUUGUACUCUGCAUUUCUUGCAAUGCACCUGGCGUCGAAAGUCCCUGGUUUAUUAGCAGCGCUAGCAUUGGCCUACAAUACUAACUUAUUUGGUGCACUAACACAUUAUAGCAGUGGCCAGGCCGCAGUAUAUUAUGGAGGUGGUUUUGUAAAGCUUCGUGCUGUUUUUCGAGUGGGAAUUUUGAUGGCCCUAAUUAACGUAGUUAUUUGGAUUUUAGUUGGAACUCCCUGGUGGAAGAUUUUAGGGCUUUACUAAUAAUGUUGGACUCCACAACCGAAAGACCCAAAUAUUUUGAAUUGACAAAUGAUAAUCGUAUUGUAAACUAUGAACUAAAAAGGAAUUACAACAUUGUUAAUUAUAGCUAGUCUUGGAUAAAAAAAUUUGAAGUGAGCAAAUAUUAAAUAAUAAUAAUUUGUUUUUUUUGAAACGAGAGAUAUUUUAAUAUGUAACUUUUGAUAAAUAAAAAUUAA